This is a messenger RNA of Adineta steineri, 780 nucleotides long. The record is from the annotation of a GenBank genome assembly. Lineage: Eukaryota; Metazoa; Rotifera; Eurotatoria; Adinetida; Adinetidae.
AUGCUUGAACAUUUAAUUUAUGUUAACACAUGGUUUCCUAAAUACGAAGUUGAUCUUGCUGAACAAACACAUUAUGCCGUUUUUAGCCAAAAAGGAAACGUAGCAACCUCAUGUGGUCAACACGUUAAACAAGAAAAAGUUGAAGUAGCAAAAACAACACAACAGGCAAGUUUAAGUGAACAAAUUCGUGAUGUUAGAAAAAUUAUUACUAAUACUGCUGCUCCGGUAGCAAUUUCGCCUACGACUAUGGAUAUGAAUCCCGAUGAACGUUUGGUUAAAAUCGAAAAAACACAUCAAAAUAUUUUACAAAUGCUUGAUGAUCUUAAACGACGUGUGGAACAACUUGAAACGAACAAACAAAUCAUUAGUGCGAAGCCAGCUGAACCAAAAAAACCAGCUGCUGAUGACGAUGAUGUUGAUUUAUUUGGUUCGGAUGAUGAAGAAGAAAGUGAAGAAACAAAAAAACGUUUAGCUGCAUAUGCCGCAAAGAAAUCGACAAAAGUUCAAAUCAUUGCCAAGAGUUCAAUUUUAUUAGAUAUUAAACCUUGGGAUGAUGAAACUGAUCUUACUGCAAUGGAAAAAUCGGUACGAUCAAUUGAAACUGAUGGUCUUAUCUGGGGACAAGCUAAAUUUGUACCAGUUGCUUUUGGUGUUAAAAAAUUACAAAUUAAUUGUGUUGUUGAAGAUGAUAAAGUUGGAACUGAUUUUCUUGAAGAAAAAAUUUGUGAAUUCGAAGAUUACGUUCAAUCAGUUGAUAUUGUUUCGUUUAACAAGAUCUAA